AUAUGUCGCAGCCGACUGUCAACCAGAGUAUUUAACCAUAAGCGCAGAAAUUGUAUGAAUAGGAAGCUUGUUUUGGAAAGACCGGUGUUUAAGGUAGACGACUUGGAUGAUGUGGACCGCCCACACUUUGACAGAAGCGGAUGCGUGAGCAGAGCAACAUAUACCGCAUAUUUAUAUCAAGAAUACUCACUGUUUGAACGAUGUUUACGCUGGGACUAUCAAAGUUUUUGAUUUUAAUGUUAGUGGUUAGUAGUUUGGCACAAGAUUAUUACGAACUUCUAGGUGUAACAAAAAGCGCAAAUGACAAAGAAAUAAGAAAAGCCUUUAAAAAACUAGCUGUAAAAAUGCACCCCGAUAAAAACAAGGGCGAUCCAGAUGCUCAUGCGAAUUUUGUGAAACUCACAAAAGCAUAUGAAGUUCUAAAAGACCAGGAGUCCCGAAAGAAAUACGAUCUAUUUGGAGAAGAUGGUGUAAAAACAACCGGACAGCAAACAUAUCACUCCUGGAGUUAUUACCGGGAUAAUUUUGGCAUAUAUGACGACGACCCCCAGAUUAUAACACUGAACGGUGCCGAUUUCGAGGAAAGUGUUCUUGGGUCAGAUGCUCUCUGGUUCAUAAACUUCUACUCUCCGAUGUGCUCCCAUUGUCAUACUUUGGCUCCUGUGUGGCGUCGGCUGGCACAAGAACUUGAGGGUGUUGUUCGGUUUGGUGCUGUCAACUGUGAAGAGGAAUGGGUUCUUUGUCGUCAAGAACAGAUUCAUUCAUAUCCUUCACUGUUCCUGUACCCAAUGAGAGAAAGAUAUGUUGGUGAUCGUGAGAUGCCACAACUAAAAGAGUUUAUACUGAAGAGACUGCAAGUCGAAAUUAUUAAGAUUGAUGGUGAUACUUGGAAGAUUUUGUCAAAUCCAGAUGACCAGUACCAGGGCAUUCCGUGGGUUCUCUUCUUGCUUGAUGGAACAUCAGACAUUGAACAAGAGGAAGUAAGGCUCAUAGUAGCUGCCAUGUUGGAAGGCUUGGCUCUUGUUGGAGAGGUGAACUGUGUGGUGAGUCAUGCAUUGUGCCAGGAAGUUUCUGGUGGCCGAACACAUCCUAUUGGCUUAAUUAUCUUUUGGAAGAACAAAGACUCAUUGUACCCGCUUGACACAGUGACUUCAGCAAAAGAUAUUACUGAGCAGGUGCUUUCAUUUCUCCCACAUGCCACAGAAUUUGAUGCUGAGACAUUUGAGGAUAUGCGUACGCAACUCCGUUUAGAUCCAGAGGCGCCAUUCUGGCUGGUACACUUUUAUGCAGGGGUCGAAGAUGUAAAGCAGUCACUAGACUUGAAAAGAUUGCCCGCACUUGUUGGGGACAUAAAACUUGGCAGGUUCCACUGUGGAAGGGCUGUAGAUGCUUGCCGUGCACUACCAGUGUCUCGAUAUCCACUGUUUGCACUGUUCAAGCCUGGCGGUGGUCAUGAAGUGCAUCAUGGUCGUGAGACAGCAUACGAUAUAGCAACAUUUGCCAGACACAGUCGUGCAGCUCCCUACAUGCGAUCGAUAACGCCCGAAGAGUUCCUUCAGCAGACUCAAGAAGGUGGUUCCUUUUUUGUCGACUUCUUUGCACCAUGGUGUCCACCUUGCUUACGCUUGCUGCCAGAGCUCCGAAAGGCUAGUGGUACAUUGGGUGGCAGUGUAACUUUUGCAACUCUGGAUUGCUCUCAGCACGCAGCUUUUUGCCGUCAACAGUCCGUACGCUCCUAUCCGACUACAGUGUUGUACAACCAUACUGGCACGCAUCCACAUUUCUUCCAUGGGAGGACAGCAAGUGAUCUGGUUGACUUCAUAAGAGAUGUGCUGCAUCCAGUAGUUGUGGAACUGACAGAGAAGAACUUUGAGUCUACAGUUGCCAGUAAACCAGUCGACCAUAUGUGGCUUGUUGACUAUUUUGCUCCAUGGUGUGGUCCUUGCCAGCAACUUUCUCCUCAAUGGAGAAAGCUCGCCAAGCUUUUGUCUGACCAACGAAACAUUCAUAUUGGAGAAGUCAACUGUGAGCGUGAGCCAUCAUUGUGUGUGCAACAGGGUGUCAGAACUUAUCCAACAAUUAGAUUAUACCCUUUUGGUAGUGUUGGACUUGCCACAUUUGCGAUAUAUUCAGGAUAUCAUCGUGAUGCACGUUCCUUGCGACAGUGGGUAUACAACUUUUUGCCAUCUUCUGUGGAAUCACUAACCCCCGGCUUGUUUGAGGCCAGAGUUCUCAGAGACACAGGUGAAAUGUGGCUUGUCGAUUUCUAUGCUCCAUGGUGUGGCCAUUGUGUCAGCUUUUCGCCAGAAUUCCAGUUAGUUGCACAGAAACUCGAAGGGCGUGUGCGAUGUGCAAAAGUCGAUUGCGAAAAAUAUCGCAACCUUUGUGUGCAGCAGCAAGUGAAUGCAUAUCCUACAGUGAUAUUCUACCCGGGCAGACGUGAAAUUUCCAGCCAGUCAGCAGAGCAGAUAAUUCGUCGUGUUGAGGAGUUCAUUGCAGACUUGCAAAGAGAUGAUAAAUAUAAUAGACAUGAUGAAUUUUAAACUUAGCAAAAAGUAACAAUUAACAUAAUACAUAAAAAGAAAGGCCCAAAAGUAAGGCAGAUGCACUGCAUUCAGCAACUGUUCCAACCAUCUUGGCUUGAUGUUACCAUAUAAGCUUUCCAGUAUUGUGGCACAACACAGUAAUGAAGACACAAACGCUGUUUACUACAGUGUUCAAGUAUACUAUGUAUCAUACUUUUGUAUGAAUGUGUUAUGUCAUCAGCUUGCUAUAGGCAGAAAAAGAAUCUAAUGUGAUUGAAUUAUUAUUAUUAUUAUUAUUAUUAUUAUUAUUAUUAGAUCUUUGAUACUGAGAUCUGCAGUCUGUGAUACAAUUACUCAUAUUGCAACAAACUAUUUUGUACAUUAGUGUUACUAUGGUAAUUAACAGAGUAAGUGGUUUCAAGGUGUUGUACUUCACACUGUACAUCACGUACUAGUUUUCAUGCUUAAUAAUAAGCUUUUGCAAGAACCACAAAGUUGCUGUAAAGUUAAUAUAAUAGAUUCCCUGAAAUGCAAACAUGUGAUAUUCUGUGUUGAUUACAGUUCCUUAAGAGUGAUUAUUGUCUUUUCUGUACUAAUUUUUGUGAAAAUUUUUAUAAGUAUCACACAAGUUUUAUCUGAAUAUUAUUUAUACUUGUUUGCUGUAUUUCCAUUAUUUCACCAGACAGAGGGAACAGAUUUCAGUAGUGUAGUUUCCAAAAAAUAGGGGUAUGGAGGGUGAUGUACUUUACUACAUUUUCAUUCAGUACAGCAUUCAAUGAUCUGCUGCUCAUUCUGUUAGCAGUUGUAAUAUUUUUUUAUCUAAUAUUCCAUUAUUUAUAAAGCAGACACAACCUGUGUAGUGAAAUUAGCAAUUGUUUAGUGAAAUUAGCAAUUUUACCCGUACCUACAGAAUGUAUUCACCAUAUCAAAUUUUUGGGAGUUAGUUUAUCAUUAUUUUACUGAUAUUGGAUUUAAAUGUAAUUUCACAGGUAUAACAGAACUAUUAUUGUGUGUGAACCUCAUUCCCUAUGUUUUGUGGUAUAACUCUGUUAACCUGUUGCUGUCUGGUUGGUGCCAUGGUUGAAAAAUGGCAGUCACUAUUCUGUGUCAUUGAAAUAAUCAUUCUUUGUGAUUUGGGCUCUGGAAAUGUUUCAUAUUUCUCAUAGCUCUCACCUACUGGGCUUCCAAGCUUUUAUGGAUGAAAACUGAUAUUGUCAUUUAGAGUUUGAAUGUGAUAAAAAUACACAUUCUCACUACUAUAAACAAUAUCCAGCUGAAGUAAAGCUCUUCAUUGAGUUUUUGUGGCAUGUUCUUGAACUUUUCCGUCGUCUGUUUAAGAAAUUGAUAAAAUUAGGCAUGUCAAGACAUUACCACCAUUAGUUGAAUUUCCACUAUUGUUUAGGACACACAAUUUUUCAUUUAAUCAUUCACACUUCAUGUUUCGUAAAGACCAUCAUUUUCGCUGACCAUUUAGCAAGUUAUGAGACUAAAUUGGUAAUAUGAAUUAAUAUUUUAAGAAUCCAAUAAUGAAUGUUGUUUUGAAAUGUCUGUAU
This is a messenger RNA of Schistocerca americana (American grasshopper), 4078 nucleotides long. Its product is annotated as dnaJ homolog subfamily C member 10-like. The transcript has 13 exons. The record is from RefSeq and is a predicted model, not a curated record. The coding region runs from base 201 to 2543 and encodes 780 amino acids. NCBI's taxonomy places the organism in Eukaryota, Metazoa, Arthropoda, Insecta, Orthoptera, Acrididae.